UUUGAAAGCCGCCGCCAUAGUUGCUGCACAGUACCGAGCGGCGUGUAGAAUGGCGCAGCUGGACGGAGUGGUAAAACCGAAGACGAAGCGGUCCAAACGCUUCCUGCAGAGCAGAGAGCCGAAGCUGGUGGAGGACUUGAAGAAUGCAAUGAUUAUGAAAGGAGGCAACACGAGUGAGACGGUCACUCAGGCCCUGAAGGACAUCUUCGCUUUAAAGAAACCAAAUGCAGUUCUGUAUAAAAAGAAGAACAUUAUGAGGCCGUUUGAAGACUCCACGUCACUGGAAUUCUUCUCCAAGAAGACGGACUCCUCCCUGUUUUUGUUCGGCUCACACAAUAAGAAAAGACCCAAUAACCUCGUAUUUGGUCGUAUGUUUGAUUUCCAUGUGCUGGACAUGUUCGAGCUCGGCAUUGAGAAGUUCAAGUCUCUGAAAGACAUCAAGAAUGAUAAGUGUGCAGAGGGCACUAAGCCCAUGUUGGUGUUUGCCGGUGAGCUUUUUGACACAGAUAAUGAACUCUCACGCCUCCGCAACGUCCUGACAGAUUUUUUUCGUGGUCCUGCUGUACCCGCAGUACGUUUAGCUGGCCUGGAGCACAUUCUCCACUUCACUGCGGCGGACGGGAAGAUCUACAUGCGGAGCUACAGAGUGCUGCUGAAGAAGUCGGGCUGUCGGACCCCCCGCAUCGAACUGGAGGAGAUUGGACCCUCGUUUGAUUUCGUCCUGAGGAGAACUCACCUGGCCUCAGACGACCUGUACAAGACGGCGCACAGACAGCCGAAAGCACUGAAGCCCAAGAAGAAGAAGAACAUCUCCCACGAUGCCUUUGGCACCAAGUACGGCCGCCUGCACAUGCAGAAACAGAACCUGGACAAACUGCAGACGAGGAAGAUGAAGGGACUGAGGAAGAGGGGCGGAGCGGUAGUCACGGAGAACGGAGAACCCACGUCGCCCAAAAAAGCUAGAACUCGGGAGUAGCUGAUCCUCUCUGAGCUCUGACAGGCGGUGCUGACCUGACUGACCUGCUCUGGACUUUACAGCUGGGAGUGUGGAGCGUCUGGAGAAGAUGAGCUUUUAGGGUCGUCUCAGACGUUCCUGUAGACCCAGCUGGGCUCCCGUCUCCAUAUUUCGCCCUUUUUAUACAUGUUUGUGUUUAUUCUGCGUACAGAUUACGGUUUGUUGAUUUUCUGUAUGAAAAUAAGUUACACAUCGUCCACCGAAGCUGAAAUACGGCAGUUAUUUCACACUUCUAGUUUUUUGCAGACUUUAACGUUAAAUAUAAGGUGCCAUAACUUUGGCACAGGCUGCCACAAUUUUAAGUUUUAUUUUGUGUUAAAUUCAGUAAAUAAACAGUAACCCUGCAUUAAACUGUGCAGAAGUGUGUCUCGUUAGAACCGAAGAAUCUGACCAGCGUACGACUGUAUUGGGAUUUAUGAUCAACACCAGAAGAAGCAAAGCUCCUCCAGCUGGUUUGGUUCUACAGUUACUGACUUGUGCUCAGUGUAAACAACAUUAUGGGCUGUAGUACGUUUGUUAUAACUGGAUUAUUUACAUCAUUUCACAACACAUACACUCUUAAAAAGAUGGUUCUGCAAGGGUUCUUUAGUAAGGAACAUACUUCUAUUUAGAAUGUUAUUGCAAAGGAUUCUAUGUAGCACCUAAAAGGGUUCUUCUGUUGUGAUGAGCUUAUCAUUAUAAUUAUAGAAGAACCCGGAAAGAUUCUAUAAAGAACCAUCCACAGCACGUUCUCCAUCAAUCUGAAGAACGCUUUCAUCAUGCAAAGGGUUCUUUGAGUGUUGAUAUUCUUUACUAAAGAACCCUUGAAGGACCAUCUUUUUAAAACUGUACACUCUUAAUGAUGAUUCUUCAUGGGGUCUUUACGGAACAAUGAACACUCCAAGAACAGUUUGCAUGCUUAAAGGGUUCUCUGCAUCGUGAAAACGUUCUUCAGCAUGAUGGAGAAUGUUUGAUAUAGCUAUGUAGCACCUAAAGGGGUUCUGCUAUGGUUGCGGUGUCAAGCUUGUAUGCAAUGGCAGAAACCUUUUUGGUGCUAAACAGAAACAGGUUCUCCACCAAUCUUAGAACCAUUUCACCAUGCAGAGAACCAUUUAAGCAUGCACAUGGUUCUUUGAGUGGUCAUGGUUCUAAAUUAAAGCAUUGUCCUUACUGAAGAACCCUGGAAGAUCUUUUCUGAGAGUGAACUGAACCUUCAUCACCUUCUGUUGUCUUCAAGCUGCAAUAAACACUUUGAUCCUGUGGUUCUGUG
Colossoma macropomum (tambaqui) is the source of this 2264-nucleotide messenger RNA. It is a transcript of the gene rpf2, whose product is annotated as ribosome production factor 2 homolog. Lineage: Eukaryota; Metazoa; Chordata; Actinopteri; Characiformes; Serrasalmidae. Gene Ontology annotation, biological process: ribosomal large subunit assembly; maturation of LSU-rRNA from tricistronic rRNA transcript (SSU-rRNA, 5.8S rRNA, LSU-rRNA). Bases 50 to 976 code for a protein of 308 amino acids. Gene Ontology annotation, cellular component: nucleolus. The record is from RefSeq and is a predicted model, not a curated record. Gene Ontology annotation, molecular function: rRNA binding. The transcript has 10 exons.